This is a messenger RNA of Capsicum annuum, 2168 nucleotides long. RefSeq names its product peptide-N4-(N-acetyl-beta-glucosaminyl)asparagine amidase A. Gene Ontology annotation, cellular component: vacuole. The coding region runs from base 140 to 1942 and encodes 600 amino acids. The transcript has a single exon. The record is from RefSeq and is a predicted model, not a curated record. NCBI's taxonomy places the organism in Eukaryota, Viridiplantae, Streptophyta, Magnoliopsida, Solanales, Solanaceae.
UCGUUUUCCUAUUAGAUUAGUCAAAACUGCGCCUGGAAUCCCAGCUUUAUGCCCUACCUUACGGGGUCCGUCACUGGUUAAGUGCAUCAAAUCUGUCAAAAUUCCACACAAAAAAAGGAGUGUAUUUCCUCCUCCUCUCAUGGCGAUUCUCUUCUUCUUCUUCUUCGUCAGUUUUAUUGCCUCAUUUUCCUUCUCCUUACCUGAACACCAUUUCCAUUUUACCAAACAUGGUCUUCGCCAGAAUACUUCUUCACAAUCACAGCAAUACUUGGAAAUCACUCGUCCAUUGCCAUUUGCAAAUCUCGCCCCUUCCUGCACUUUUCAUAUCCUCACUCAUGACUUCGGCAAUACGAUGGGUCUCCCUCCGGUCUCCGCCUCUUACUCUCCUCCGGCCAACUGCUCUUGGACCCAUGUGGCUCUUCAGUUCAAUGCUUCUUCCAAAGGUACGCAAUAUGACCGUAUCGCCGCCGUCUGGCUUGGCGGUGCCGAGAUCCUCCGUACCAGCACCGCGGAUCCUACCAACGAGGGAAUUUUCUGGACUGUUUCGAAGGAUGUUACCAGGUACUGCUCCAUUCUGGUCAACCAGAAUAUAUCUCUAUCUGUCAUGCUGGAAAAUCUGGUGAACGACAUUUAUACUGGUGUUUAUCAGGUCAAUAUUAGUUUCCUGUACUACGAUGUUAAGAAAAGGGAUGUUUCCCUAUCAAGUUAUCUUGAUUCUAAUCGGAAACUGAAGUUGAAAAAUGAAGUGCUUGUUAACAAUUUGAGAAGUGAGUAUGAACAACCGGCAGAUUUGAUAUUGCCAAUAUCAGGAAAUGGGAGUGAAGGAUUUUGGUUCCGAAUUCUAAAUGAAUCUGAGUUGCAUGGGCAGAGAGUUAUUAUUCCGAAGAAUACAUACAAAGCUGUGAUUGAGAUUUACGUAUCAUCUCACGGGUAUGAUGAGUUUUGGUACUCGAAUCCUCCUGAUUCGUACAUACAAAUGAACAAUUUAACUACCAAGAGAGGUCAUGGAGCGUACAGGGAAGUUUUAGUGAAUAUAGAUGAGAAUUUGGUUGGAUCCCUAGUUCCAUUUCCUGUUAUUUUCACUGGUGGAAUUAAUCCUAUGUACUGGGAACCACUUGUUUCAAUUGGGGCCUUCGAUCUUCCUUCUUAUAACAUUGAUUUAACACCAUAUCUGGGGCUUCUACUUGAUGGCGAAGCCCAUUUUCUAGGGUUUGGAGUGAACGAUAGUAUUCCAUUCUGGCUUGUGGAUGCCAAUUUGCACCUCUGGGUGGAUAACAAUUGUGCGUUGCCCUGUAAAGUGCACACUAAAGCUCUUGCUUUCCGUACCCCUAAGUUCAAGAUUAAGCGGUCUUCAAGUUUUCUUGGCCUUGAUGGUUCAGUUGAAGUUGAGAUGAAGAGGAAGAGUGAGAUGUCUUUUUGGGUGAACUCAACUGCAGGAUAUUUGACUACUAUAAUUAAGCGAGAAUUGAAGUUUAAGAGCAAAAUAAACUUUUAUCUAAACGGAACUGAGAAAAAUAUUAAGCAAAAAGUGAAGGAAGAGAUAGAAGUUAGAGUGCUAUCUGAUAGUGGUGGCACCAUCUCUCAGACCAAGGUGAAGAGGAAAUUUCCACUUACUAUAAUCUCUAAGACAUUAGCAUCGAGGGAGAAUGGUACAACCUUGAUGCUUUCUGAUUUGGACCAUGAAUGGAAGGAGAAGAAGAAGUCGGACGGUGGUUCUUCAAGCUCAUUGACAAAUCGGCAGCAUUGCAAUGGGUGGAUGGUUGUUCAAGAUCACAAUGUUAUACAUGGUGGGGCGACCACUCAACAAACUUAUUCUUACUCGGAUGAUGUUGAUUGCUAUUCUCGAAUCAUUUCAGCUGCCAAUGGCAAGCUUGUGAAUGACACUGCAAACAGUCUUUGUGCAGCAGCUCCUUUGAAGUUUGGUUCAUUUUCUGCCUUGUGACACCCCGUUUGAAGAAUCAGUUCUUGUCCAACGAGAUCAUCCCGUGUGUAACAUUUGGGAAUUUGAUUCCAAAUUUCUUGCGUAAGUAGUUAGCCUGUACAAUUUAGGUUUUGGUGUCGAAGGUGCAGGCUUCAAUAAGGAUGUGAAGUGUCUGGAAAUAUCAAUUAUUUUUGAUGUAAUGCUUUUUCUCUCUCUGUUUGAUAUGAACGUGAGUGUUGAGCCUUCA